AGCGCGUGCACACGGCGACAAUCUUGGUAGUCAGUCUGCGGAUUGCAGCGAAUUCGCUCAUUUGAAAAAAAUAAAACAUGGCUGGAAGAGGUGGUUAUGAACACGCUAGAGGUGGCUUUGGAGGAGAGCGUCAUGUGAAGCAAUUGCCAACGGAACCGCCAUUUAUUGCGUACGUGGGCAAUUUGCCACAAGGUCUCGUCCAAGGCGAUGUUAUGAAAAUAUUCAAUGACUUUGAGGUGAAAAACGUGCGACUGGUUAAGGAUCGAGAAACGGAUCAGUUUAAAGGCUUCUGCUACGUGGAGUUUGAAACGCUUGACAACUUGGAACGAGCUCUGGAAUGCGAUGGACGAAUCAAAUUGGAUGACCUAUCGGCCCCGCUAAGGAUAGACAUUGCGGAUCGGAAGAGAAAUGACCGCCCUGGUGGCGGAAUUGGCGGCGGUGGCGGCAAUGGCGGCGGCAUGAAUCGCGAUGGUCGGGAUGGGUUCCAGAAGCGCGGACCACCGCGUCAGGGCGGCACCAGUCAAUCGUAUAGCCGAGGCGGCCCUGGCACCGGCGGUGGUCGCGAGGCCGGUGGCGGCUCUGGUAAUCGCGGCGAUAGUAGAGGUUCGUACAAUGAUAAUUAUGGUGGUCACAGUGAUAGAAGUCGUGGCGGCGCCAGCUCCGGCAUGAAUAGAGGAUACAAUGAUCGUCCGGCUAACCGCGGCCGAUAUGGUAACUUCAACAAUGAUGAGAGAUUCGAUCGAAAUCAGGAUCGGGAUCGCGGUCAGCGCGAGGGCAGCUAUGGGAAUCAGUCGCGCGAUGGCGACAGAUAUAACAAUUUCAGUCGGCAUCGUGAUCGCGAGCGUACCCACUACAAUCCCAACCAGCAGCAGGAACGUCCCACUGGCAUCGGCGCCAUCGGUAACAAUUCAAUAAUGUCUGGAUCCGAUUCGAAGAUUGCUCAUACUGAAUUUCAAAUUGCAGAUGACACGGAGCGGCCACGCCUGCAGCUAAAGCCGCGUACAAUUGCGGCGCCCAUCAAUGCGGUGGCCGAAACCAAACAAGCGGCAACCAUUUUCGGCAACGCCAAGCCCCGGGAAGAGAAACUGAAGGAGCUGGAACAGAACGUCAAUCACAAUGGCGAUAACUAGAUGCGGCGGCGGUGGCGGCGGCAACUCAGAAAUCUUUAAAUAUGCCUAAAUGAUAUUGAAAUCAAAAAGUAAAAUAAUAGAAUUGAUCCAGAUGAAGACGAUGAGACGAGUUGACAGAAAUGAUAGAGGCAUAUAUCAUUUGUGUGAGAGAGCGGCGUGCAUAUAUAUGAAGA
Drosophila arizonae is the source of this 1303-nucleotide messenger RNA. RefSeq names its product eukaryotic translation initiation factor 4H1 (gene eIF4H1). Lineage: Eukaryota; Metazoa; Arthropoda; Insecta; Diptera; Drosophilidae. Gene Ontology annotation, molecular function: RNA binding. The record is from RefSeq and is a predicted model, not a curated record.